AUGAGAUCAAGGUAUGGUAUACUUGACAACACCUACAAUAGCUUAGGGUUGAAUGGAAGUGAUUUUGUUACAUCAUCCAUCAGUAACUUCAAAGUUACCAAGAUGUAUGUGAGGAAAUCUAACUUGACUCAAGUUCAAAAGGUCAAAGGCAAAGGAUCUCUUGCGAAGUCCAAGAUGAUGUGGAUGCCCAAGAAGAUGAAUGCAGUGAGUAUGUUGGUGUAUACAGCCUUUAAGGCAAGCAACUCUUAUGAUAAAUGGUAUGUUGACAGUGGCUGCACUAGACACAUAACAGGUGAUGGUUCCAAGUUUGUUUCUCUGAAGAAUUUUGAUGGUGGAAAUGUGAUCUUUGGAGAAAAUCAAAAAGCAAAAAUUACAGGUAUCGGCACUGUAAGCAAAACUGAAGAAUUGCUUGAGAUUAAAGAAGUUCUACUUGUUGAAGGCCUCAAACAUAAUCUCUUAAGUGUCAGCCAAUUGUGUGACAAUGGAAAGAAUGUGUACUUUGACAAAUAA
Cornus florida is the source of this 510-nucleotide messenger RNA. RefSeq lists its product as uncharacterized. NCBI's taxonomy places the organism in Eukaryota, Viridiplantae, Streptophyta, Magnoliopsida, Cornales, Cornaceae. Bases 1 to 510 code for a protein of 169 amino acids. The record is from RefSeq and is a predicted model, not a curated record. The transcript has a single exon.